This is a messenger RNA of Coregonus sp. 'balchen', 669 nucleotides long. The record is from the annotation of a GenBank genome assembly. NCBI's taxonomy places the organism in Eukaryota, Metazoa, Chordata, Actinopteri, Salmoniformes, Salmonidae.
AUGGACCACUUGGCCAUGAAUAGAAUCCCCUCAUAUCUAGUACCCCUCUCAAUGGUGCACAACAUAUUGACCUCAGCUACCACAACCAUGAUAAAGCCAUUACAGUCACACCUGGCCUAUAUUCUGGGGUCUGCUAUUCCAAUACACAUUGAUGUUAAUCGAGAUGAAGUGGGAUUUUUACUGAUGCUGCCGGUUGUUGAACUGGAGAAUAUCUAUAGGUUGAAAACAGUUCUAAACGUAGGAUUUUGACGCGACAACACUCGUGAAAAUCAUCACACCUCCAGCCGUAGCUUAUCAGGAACACAAUCCAGAUUUCUAUCUCACCCCUAACCUGUUAAUGUGUACUCUAACCAAAGACGUCCACUACUUGAGUCCUAGCAAACCCUUCAUCAGGGAUAACACUGAACGCCUUUGUGGCCUUAAGUCUAUCACCAGCGAAGAACGCUGUAGAGCCAAACAGUUGGUGGAGUCACCACCACGCAAGUGGAAGUGGUAGGAAAUCAAUGGCUGAUUAACACCCCAUUCACGGCCUUCACUUUGACUUACGAAUGCCAUGACUCAACCACCCAACUGAACCUCCCCAAUCAGACAAUUUUUGUUAAGGUACCAGAGGGUGCGAUUAUCCACAUAGACGACCUAGCCUAUACCAACUUCCUGACGACAGGAUAG